UCCGAAACAACUUCCUUCUGUGAAUGCAACUCCACACACCCAGGAGAACAGAAAACUACACAGCCGACCUUCAUCUGACGCUCAUAAAAAUAUAUAUAUAUAUAUACACAUUUAUUUUAUCCUUUAUUUCACGUUUUACUUCGUGAAGCGCGAGGUAUUUAUUAAUUCAGUUUAUUAUUAUUAUAAUUAUUAUUAUAAUUAUUAUUAUUAUUGUAGAGGUAUAACACGCCAUCGAGGAAAAAAAAACACAAACCUCAAAAGAAAAAAUAAAAACAAACGCGGGGUUUGGAUCCCGAAUUUCACGACACGAAUACGUCUUUGUUAAAUUUUUAAUUUUUAAUUUUCUUUUCCUCACUUUAGUUCUGGCGGCUUUUUUUAAAUUUUUAUUUAUUUAUUUAUUUAUUUUCAAAAAGUCAGUUCUGAGGUAACGCGUCGGCGCGUGCGGCGGCCGUUGGUCGUUUUUUUUUUUUUUUUUUUUUAAAAAAAGGCGUUUUAAUUAUUAUUAUCGUUGUUGAUAUUUAUUUAUUUGUAUUAAUAUAAAUUAGUUUUUUUUUUUUUAAAUUGUUCAAAUGAUGAGCGUUAAUAACGAAAGAGCCGUGAGCGUCCUUAAAGAGAUCCGUCAGAAACACGGCAACAGCGUUUGCGCGGACUGCGGAGAGACAGAUCCGGAAUGGGCUUCGUGUUCCUUGGGAAUUUUCGUCUGUCUCACCUGUUCUGGAAUCCAUCGGAACAUUCCCAAACUGAGUAAAGUGAAAUCUUUAACCCUCGCGCGAUGGGAGGACUCAGAGAUCGAGUUCAUGGCUGAAAAUGGCAAUACUGCGGUCUGUGCAAAAUACGAAGCUGAGGUUCCAGUGUAUUACUACAGACCGACGCAAAAGGACUGCCAGGUUUUGAAAGAGCAGUGGAUUCGAGCAAAGUACGAACGAGAGGAGUUCACUGCAGGAGGAGGGGAGGACCUGCCCUACGAGAAAGGCUCCAGAGAGGGGCUGCUGUGGAAGAGAGGACGGGACAACGGGCAGUUCCUGCACAGGAAAUUCGUGCUGUCAGAGAGAGACGGGACCCUGAAAUACUUCCACAGACACGAUGCCAAGGAGCCCAAAGCCAUCAUCAAAGUGGACACCCUGAACGCCACCUUCCAGCCAAGCAAGAUAGGGAACCCCAACGGCCUGCAGCUGAGCUUCCUGAAGGACUACAGCACCAGAAACAUCUUCAUCUACCAUGAGAACAGCAAGGAGAUCGUUGACUGGUUCAAUUCUAUCAGGGCUCUUCAGCUUCGGUACUUACAGGUUGCCUUUCCUGGCGCGAGCGAUUUAGAAUUGAUGCCGAAACUGACCAGGAACUUUCUCAAAGAAGGCUACAUGGAGAAAACCGGACCGCGGCACACAGAAGGGUUUAAGAAGCGCUGGUUCACGCUGGAUCACAGGCGCCUCAUGUAUUUCAAGGAUCCGCUGGACGCCUUUGCAAAGGGAGAGGUGUUCAUUGGUCACCGGGACCUGGGCUACAGCGUGAAGGCGGGACUUCCUGCUGGGACCCACUGCAACGGCGCCUGGCAACACGGCAUCACCAUAGCAACGCCGGAACGCAGCUUCCUGCUUACCUGUGAGACCGAGAGAGACCAGCAAGACUGGAUCAGCCACUUCGAGAGCCUGCUGCAGCGCACCAUGUCGCCACAAGAGUACGCCAUGGAGGCUGUCUUCAAACACAAGCCCUGAUCGCCGUCGGAAACCAAGCGACCUUUCACCUCCGCGCGACAACUUCCUUCCUGCGUUUUGAGCUCUGAUGACUUCCUGUGUGUCGGACUGUAUUGUCAUGUCUGUUUUUUUUUUUUUUUUUUUUUUUGUCCUUGUUGUUGGGGGGGGGCGGUUAAAGGUGUCGCACCUGAGGUUAUUUUUAAAACGCCCAUUUCCUGGCGUUUGGCUUUUUGUGCCCUUUUCACUGCUGCCUGUAUCAUUGUGUAGUUGAUUUUUUUAAUUCCCUAGAAAUUUACUUUUCUGAAUGUGCUACAUCAGUGAUUUCCUACCCCGGUCGUUUUAUUAGACGUCUCAUCCGAAGGACGGAGCACAAGGAGGUGAAGCGACUCGCUCAGGGUCACACACACACACACACACACACACACACACACACACACACACACACACACAGGGAGUCAGUGGCUGCUGCAGAGUCACUUCCAAUAGGAGCUCGUUUGUUUGACGUCUCAUCCGAAGGACGGAGCACAAGGAGGUGAAGCGACUCGCUCAGGGUCACACACACACGCAGACACACACACACACACACACAGGGAGUCUGGCUGCUGCAGAGUCACUUCCAAUAGGAGCUCGUUUGUUUGACGUCUCAUCCGAAGGACGGAGCACAAGGAGGUGAAGCGACUCGCUCAGGGUCACACACACACACACACACACACACACACACACACACACACACACACACACACACAGGGAGUCUGGCUGCUCCAGAGUCACUUCCAAUAGGAGCUCGUUUGUUCGACGUCUCAUCCGAAGGACGGAGCACAAGGAGGUGAAGCGACUCGCUCAGGGUCUCACACACACACACACACAGACACACACACACACACACACACACAGUGAGUCGGUGGCUCAGCCGGGAUUUGAACCUCCUGGUAUCAAGACCCCCUUUCUCUAACCGCUGGGACGAGCGAACCUCCUUUUUUUCCAGCUUUUAAACAGUUGCAGAUUUCAACUUUAACUAUCAUAUGUUAUAAAGAACUUGAAAGGUUUUUUAAAUUAUUUUUAGGAGCUGAGAACAAUUAAAAAGAUCUAAUUCAGCUAAUUCUGAGUUCGAUUCAGGGUGUGGUUCAGUAAUUGAGAGCUCAGGGUGGAUGAAAAGCAGCCGAACCAGCAGGGGGACCCUCGAAAAUCUCUAUUACACUACAGCAUGUAUAUUCUGACACGGUACGCACUGAUUGUAACCCCGUGUGUGUGUGUGCGUGCGUGCAUGCGUGUGUGUGUUUCUUUCUCUAAGCUUGCUAAAGCAGGAUCAUUUACUAAAACAAUUACUAAAGGCCAACAAGAUGCUCGGAUAUAUUGUGAGAAGUGUUGAAUUUAAAUCAAGGGAAGUAAUGUUAAAACACUACAAUGCAUUAGUAAGACCUCACCUAGAAUAUUGUGUUCAGUUCUGGUCACCUCGUUACAAAAAGGAUAUUGCUGCUCUAGAAAGAGUGCAAAGAAGAGCAACCAGAAUUAUCCCGGGUUUAAAAGGCAUGUUGUAUGCAGACAGGCUAAAAGAAUUGAAUCUGUUCAGUCUUGAACAAAGAAGACUACGCGGCGAUCUGAUUCAAACAUUCAAAAUCCUAAAAGGUAUAGACAAUGUCGACCCAGGGGCCUUCUUUGACCUGAAAAAAGAAACAAGGACCAGGGGUCACAAAUUAGAUAAAGGGGCAUUCAGAACAGAAAAUAGGAGGCACUUUUUUACAGAGAAUUGUGAGGGUCUGGAACCAACUCCCCAGUAAUGUUGUUGAAGCUGACACCCUGGGAUCCUUCAAGAAGCUGCUUGAUGAGAUUCUGGGAUCAAUAAGCUACUAACAACCAAACGAGCAAGAUGAGCUGAAUGGCCUCCUCUCGUUUGCAAACUUUCUUAUGUUCUUAUGUUCUUAUUAUUUUCCAUUGAACUGUGUAUAAAGUCACACUUACUAGCUUGAAUCCUUUUUAGAAUUAUUAAUUGUAAUUUGUUUUAAAUGUACUAACAUCAAACGUGUUAUGAAUGGGGGGAAAUUAAUGGAAUAAAUCACGUAUUGUAAUAAGAUUUGAA
Molecule: messenger RNA, 3768 nt
Organism: Acipenser ruthenus (sterlet)
Lineage: Eukaryota; Metazoa; Chordata; Actinopteri; Acipenseriformes; Acipenseridae
Product: arf-GAP with dual PH domain-containing protein 1-like
Exons: 11
Coding region: 570-1712 (380 amino acids)
Biological process (GO): positive regulation of GTPase activity
Cellular component (GO): intracellular membrane-bounded organelle; plasma membrane
Molecular function (GO): GTPase activator activity; phosphatidylinositol bisphosphate binding
Source: RefSeq, a predicted model, not a curated record